AUGUGCAUUGCCAUAGUAUCGACAGCGCACCCCGCUUACCAACUCAUUAUAAUCGAUAACCGAGAUGAAUACCUCCACCGUCCCACAGCCCCGGCUGCAUGGUGGCAAGAGCCAAAUAGCCAGGUGCUUGGCUCGCGCGAUCUCGCUCGUCCCGAACAGGGAACAUGGAUGGGCGUGACGAGACAGGGGCGAGUCGCAGUGCUCACGAACUAUCGCGAACCCGCGCCAUUUAGCAGCGUUAGUCGCGGGGUAAUAGUCAAUGAAUUUCUGACUGAGGCGCCCUCUGCACGGCGUCAGUCAAACUCGUCGUCGUCAUCAUCAUCAAUAAAGCAAGAUACAGAAGAAGAACAACAGCGAACUACACGCCAGUUCGUCGCAGACAUGAUUGAAAGCCAAACAGCGAAAAAAGCCGGUGGCUUCAGUCUUGUCUGCGGCAAGAUCGGGGAGCCGUUGGCCAUCAUCUCCAAUCGGAUGCCCGAUGACAUUGACGCGGUUACGUGGAUUGCUGGGAAACGGGGUGAGACGGUGGGACUGAGUAACACCGUCUUGCACGAUAGGACGUGGCCCAAGAUUAUAAAUGGGGAGAUUUUAAUGAGGAGCGCUAUCGAGGCACACGUUGUGUCUACCGCCGGUGACGGAUACCAGAAAGACAUCAACGUCGACGACGAAGAAGAUUUGAUCUCAAGACUCUUCGACGUUCUCAACACCGACUCUCUACCGCGUCUGCAAGACCGCGAGCCUAUCAAGGAGCAAUAUAUGAGCCAGCUGAAAGAGUCGAUUUUCAUCCCUUUGCUUGGUGACCGUGCAAAAUUUGAGGCCGAGGUUGAGCAGUUGGCCAAACUGGGGUUGCAGGGUUAUAUGUCCGGGCUAUAUGGGACACAGAAGCAGACAGUUUUACUGGUUGAUUAUCGCGGGAGAGUGAGGGGAGGGGGAUAG
This is a messenger RNA of Talaromyces atroroseus, 936 nucleotides long. RefSeq lists its product as hypothetical. The coding region runs from base 1 to 936 and encodes 311 amino acids. NCBI's taxonomy places the organism in Eukaryota, Fungi, Ascomycota, Eurotiomycetes, Eurotiales, Trichocomaceae. The record is from RefSeq and is a predicted model, not a curated record. The transcript is spliced from 3 exons. Gene Ontology annotation, biological process: Golgi organization; protein secretion. Gene Ontology annotation, cellular component: Golgi apparatus.